Messenger RNA from Electrophorus electricus (electric eel), 2357 nucleotides. RefSeq names its product histone H2B 1/2-like. The record is from RefSeq and is a predicted model, not a curated record. Gene Ontology annotation, cellular component: nucleosome. NCBI's taxonomy places the organism in Eukaryota, Metazoa, Chordata, Actinopteri, Gymnotiformes, Gymnotidae. Gene Ontology annotation, molecular function: DNA binding; structural constituent of chromatin; protein heterodimerization activity.
CAUUCCGUUGUGGUUUAUUCAACGACGAACGUCAUGCCCGAACCAGCGAAGUCCGCCCCGAAGAAGGGAUCUAAGAAAGCGGUGACCAAGACGACUGGUAAAGGAGGCAAGAAGCGCAGAAAGACUAGGAAGGAGAGUUAUGCGAUCUACGUGUACAAAGUCUUGAAGCAGGUCCACCCCGACACCGGUAUCUCUUCUAAGGCUAUGGGGAUCAUGAAUUCCUUUGUGAAUGAUAUCUUCGAGCGCAUCGCUGGUGAGGCUUCUCGUCUCGCUCACUACAACAAGCGUUCCACCAUCACCUCCAGAGAGAUCCAGACGGCCGUGCGCCUGCUGCUUCCCGGUGAGCUGGCUAAACACGCCGUAUCUGAGGGUACAAAGGCCGUCACCAAGUACACCAGUUCCAAGUAAAGCGUCAUAGUGCGACUUGACUACCCCAAAGGCUCUUUUAAGAGCCACCCACGUUUUCACCAAAGACAUUUUCCAUCGUGUGGAUGUGCAUGUACCGUAAAACGAGAAAAGGAAAGGAGUAGUAGCUGAAGUAGCGCUUGUGUUUUUGUGCGCUGUGCCGUCGUCUUUCUUCCCUUUGUGCGCUUUGACGUCGUCCGUCUUCCCCUUUCCCGCGCGUUUUAUUAAAUUAUUUUCGUGUGCUUUAUUCGGCCGCAUGUAUCUUGUAAUUUAAAUGAAACUUGAAGUGCUUGAGAUUGGGAUUUGGAAACCCGUUUCUACUCCCCAGAGCUGGGUCACAGUCUUGUAUGAAACCUUUUUUUGGUUGUUUUUGUUUUUUUGUUUUUUAUAUGUAUUUUGUCACUUUAGGACAAGUAUCUUUGUGUAUAUAUAUUAUUGGCUCUGAUGUAACCUACAAGUAUGUGAAGUCACCAUGACAACUGUUGUUGUAAUCUUUAAUCUUCAUUGCCCACAUUGACAUUUCCUGUUGUUACAUUUUAUUAGUAGCUAUUAAUAUUCUUUUCACUUGUUUUGCCUUGUUUGCAGUAGAUGAAGCCUAGUCAUUUGCUGAGAAGGGUUAAGGAUUGCAUCCCAUCAUAUAUUGCGCUAAAGAAGUAAGUUAGGAGAAAACUGUCCAGAUAGGCCUUGUAGUGAUAUUCUAUUUGGAAGUAGGUUACACAUGUGCCAUACCAUGGAAGUGUGGUACUGGAAAUGUUAUUGGGGUUUGUAAGAGGGUAAAGCUAGGAAAGAGAUUAGGCUAAUGCAGAAUUCAGGGUUAUGAAGAGGUCAAGUUAUUUCCCAUUAUGAUGAAAAACAACUUGGGGUAAUCCAAUGUAGGGUUCUGAUGAAGUUAUGGUUAUUCACUCUAGGGUAGGAGUGAACUUGGGUUUACUCAAAUAAGGGUUCUGAUGACAUCAGGGUAAUGCCCAUUAGGUUUAGAGUGUACUUUGGGGUUAUUCAGAUGAGGGUUCUGAUGACAUCAGGGUAAUGCCCAUUAGGUUUAGAGUGUACUUUGGGGUUAUUCAGAUGAGGGUUCUGAUGACAUCAGGGUAAUGCCCAUUAGGGUUAGCGUGAAUUUGGGGUUAUUCAAAUGAGGGGUCUGAUGGGUUCAGGGUAAAUCACUUUAGGUUUAGAGUGAACUUGGGGGUUAUUCAGAUGAGGGUUCUGAUGACAUCAGGGUAAGGCACAUUAGGGUUAGCGUGAACUUGGGGUUAUUCAAAUGAGGGUUCUGAUGAGGGCAAUUCACGUUAGUGUUGGAACAUCAUUACCCCCAGCAGUGAUGUGAGCUCAGACACCUGACAGUGCUCACGUGGUUGCCUCCCCUGAUGAGGUGCACCUGAUGCCAGACAAAUAAGAGGACGGCCACCUGUCGAGGAGCGCCAGCUCAAGUGAGAGUGCCAGGUUUGGGGGCUUCCUUUGACUAAAACUGGGCUGAUUUGACAGACACUUGUGUUUUUAAAUGAUUUUAUUACGUUUUCAUAUCACAAAAACAAGCAAUGAAAACAUUAUAUACGAAUGGCAUUAUAAAGCAAUAUUUCAUAAGAGAGAAUCUAUACUUUAUAAUAAUUUUAUCUGUCAGUUCUCAUAAUUUUCAUACGAAAAGUAAAGUAAGAUUACAUAUGGGCCAAGUCACAGAUAAGCAUCUUACAUGAAAUUCUCCAAAAUGUUUACACUUCACACAUAUCCAUAGUACAAACUUUUUUUAAAAUUUCCCACAUUUCACCUCGUCAUCCUUUUGUCUCUCUUUUUUAAAAAAAUUACUAUACAUUGUUUCACUACUUGUUCACUAGACAAAAAAAUAUUUUCCAUAGUCAUUUUAGCUCUUGUAGACCCAAUUUGCUUCACAAUUGUGCAGGUAUACCUAUCUAAAACAAAAUGAUCUUUUUACAAUGUAUGUUCACAUUAUAAGCACG